Messenger RNA from Babesia bigemina, 3168 nucleotides. RefSeq names its product RIBOSOME BIOGENESIS PROTEIN, putative. The transcript is spliced from 4 exons. Gene Ontology annotation, cellular component: nucleus; 90S preribosome. Gene Ontology annotation, biological process: endonucleolytic cleavage of tricistronic rRNA transcript (SSU-rRNA, 5.8S rRNA, LSU-rRNA); maturation of SSU-rRNA from tricistronic rRNA transcript (SSU-rRNA, 5.8S rRNA, LSU-rRNA); ribosome biogenesis. The coding region runs from base 1 to 3168 and encodes 1055 amino acids. NCBI's taxonomy places the organism in Eukaryota, Apicomplexa, Aconoidasida, Piroplasmida, Babesiidae. Gene Ontology annotation, molecular function: GTP binding; GTPase activity; U3 snoRNA binding. The record is from RefSeq and is a predicted model, not a curated record.
AUGGACGGUCUGGCAGGCGCGGUGCCGCACCAGUCUCACAAGCGGAGCAACUCCCGGGUGAAGACGGAAAAGAAAAAGAAGAAGGACCUCGAGCGGAAGGGCAUCAAGGGCAAGCAGGCGCGCCACAACCCGAAGGCGUUCAGCUUCAGCGGUGGGCGCCAUGCCGUGCACCGACGAGUGCAGCACGCCAGCGAGGUCGAGGAGAAGCGACUUCGGCGCCCUCGCGUCUUCAAGGCCGCGGAGGUGCCUCCGCCGUUUGUCGUCGUGGUGCAGGGACCCGCUGGAGUGGGGAAGACAACGCUGAUCCAGUCGCUGGUGAAGCAUUACGCCAAGCGCAACGUCGCCGCCGUCAAGGGGCCCAUCACGCUUGUCUCGUCCAAGGAGCGCCGACUCACCCUGAUCGAGUGCGGCAGCUCGAUGGUCGACAUGUUGGACUGCUGCAAGGUGGCGGACCUGGUCCUCGUGAUGAUCGACUGCUCUUUCGGCUACGAGAUGGAGACGCUGGAAUUCCUGAACAUCAUGCAAACACACGGGUUCCCGAGGGUGGUGGCAGUGGUGACGCACAUGGAGGGCUUCCCCGACAACAGCGUGCUGCGAAAGGCCAAGAAGCGGCUGAAGAACCGGUUCUGGGCCGAGAUCUACGACGGCGCCAAGAUGGUCUACCUCAACGGCCUCAAAUACGGGAGGUACAAGAAAAACGAAAUAGUCAACGUCGCCAGAGCUAUCGCAUCGCAAAAGCCCACUACGAUCUCGUGGCGGCAGAGCCACUUCUACUGCGUCUGCCUGCGGCACGAGGUGCUCGGACCCACGUCGAGCAAGGACUCCGGCAAAGUGCGGGGCAGUUCCGGCAAGGCCGUCAACGGCAAAGGCGAGGAAGAUGGCGAUGACGCCACAGUGAGGGUGUCCUUUUACGGAUACGUGUACGGAUCGCGUAUCGUGGGAAAGCAGGCGCUGCAUAUCCCUGGGGUCGGGGACUUCAUCCCGGAAUCGGUGACCAACAUGCAGGACCCAUGUCCCGUCCAGACUGAGGGGCGCACGCUGAAGGACAAAAACCGCAACAUAUACGCGCCUGAGUGUGACGUCGGCAACGUCAUGCUGGACGAUGACGCCAUGUACAUCCAGCUAGCACGUGCCAAGGAGCAUUUCACCGAGAUCGCUGAUGAGGAGCCCAUCCAGUCGGAGGCCGUGAAGAUGGUCAGGGAACUCCAAAAAAGCGAGGACGCCCUGAAGUCACAGCUGCGGUCGUACAAGUUCAAGCCCGUGGGCGCAGCAGACGCACGAGCCGACGGUGACGACGGCAGUGGCAGUGAUGGCGAUUACGGCGAUGACGAAGACGCAGAUGAAGACGAGGAGGGCGAUUAUGAUGUCGAGGAUGGUUAUGGCGAUUACGCAUCUGACGACGAAGAUGGUGACGGUGAUGAUGAUGAUGAUGAUGAUGGCGAUGAUGAGGACUAUGAUGAUGAUGAUGAUGAUGAUGAUGAUGGCGAUGAUGAUGAUGAUGAUGAUGAUGGUCGUGAUAUGGGCAGCAGUAUAUCGCAGAAAUCGGCGAGCCGAACAAGGUCACGCAGAAACGAUCACGAGGGAUCGCCUGAUGGCGAUUCAAGUGAUAGUGACGGGGUGGGAUAUAACGACAUUGACGGGGCGUUCAGCUCCAGCGAGGACGAAAGCGAUUCUUCCGUGGAGACUGAAGAAGAGCGUGAGGCGCUAAGCAAUCUGACCGACGAAAUUGCCACGAAGGUAUAUGGCACGGAAUCCGUGACGCCGACUGACUUGGUGUUCGUGGAUUUUUCGAGACUAGAAGACGACAAAUUCGAUAUGGAGUGGAAUGAAGAGGCUAUGGCGGACCUCAGGUCGGAGUGCUUCCAAAACUACACAGACGAAGCUGACGUGGGUGCCGACGAUUCUGCCGCGGCGGCCGUUGCGGGCAAUGACCCCGAAAAUGAGAAGUUGGCGCGUAUAGAGGAGGCUGAGCAAAAACGACUCUACAACGAGGCCUUGGCCCUGUCAUCUGUCGGUAACGUUGGCCAAUUCGUUCGCAUCACGGUGAACGGUUUGCCUCAUGAUUUCCUGAAGCACCGCGACGCUAAUCGUGGGCGCCCGAUCAUCAUCGGCGGCUUGCAGAUGGGCGAGCAGUCGUCUGGGUACAUCCAGGUGAAAAUGCGCAAGCAUAGGUGGGCACCACGGGUGCUCAAGACAAACGACCCGCUGCUGUUCUCCAUCGGGUGGCGAAGGUUCCAGUCGCUGCCAGUGUACUGCAUGGAUGAGCGCAACAACACACGCAUUAAAAUGCUCAAGUACACCCCGGAACACAUGCACUGCCUGGCAAAUCUCUAUGGCCCUCUGGCGCCGCCCAGCCUGGGAGUGGUCGCCAUCAAGGACUGGUCCCGCGUGCCGCACUACCGCAUAUCGGCGACCGGCGUUGUGGUGGGCACCAACCAGGAGUUCAACAUCAAGAAGAAGCUCAAGGUGCAGGGAUACCCGUACAAGAUCAUGAAGAACACCGCGUUCAUAAAGGACAUGUUCACCUCCGAGUUGGAGGUGAUCAAGUGCCAGGGAUCGCGUGUGGUGACCGCGUCCGGGAUCCGUGGCGAGAUCAAGAAACCGGUGGGCAAAAACGGCUCAUUCCGUGCGACCUUCGAGGACAAGAUUUUGAUGUCUGACCUGGUGAUGCUCAAGGCGUUCGUGUCGGUGCGUACCAAGCGGUUCUUCAACCCGAUGGUUGACUGGGAGGCGUUCCGUCGCGUGCGGACGAUGGCCGAGCUGCGCACCGAAAGCGGCAUCAACCCCGACUCCGUUUACGAGCCCAAGGCGCUUUUGCGCAGGCCCACGCGCAGGUUCAAUGCCAUCAGGAUCCCGAAACCUAUCCUCGAGAAGUUGCCGUUCUCGUCCCGCCCGAAGGUGUACGAGAGCGACCCUUCAAAGGAGACCAUGGGCCACUCGGAGUACGAGGCCUCGGUCGCGGCGAUGAUGCAGCGGCUCAUGACCAUCCGCAAGAGCCGCCUCGAGAAGCGCAAGGCGGACCAGGAGAAGCACAAGGCGAAGCUGAUGAUCGAGGAGGAGAAACGUGCGGAGGCUGCCAAGGAGAGGCUGAAGAGCGUCAAGAAGCAGCGGUACAUGAAGCGUGGCAUGGCCGAGGCUGCCAAACGCGCGAAGAUGUGUCUGGAUUGA